Messenger RNA from Hydra vulgaris (swiftwater hydra), 459 nucleotides. RefSeq names its product tetracenomycin polyketide synthesis 8-O-methyl transferase TcmO. Gene Ontology annotation, biological process: methylation. Gene Ontology annotation, molecular function: S-adenosylmethionine-dependent methyltransferase activity; O-methyltransferase activity. Lineage: Eukaryota; Metazoa; Cnidaria; Hydrozoa; Anthoathecata; Hydridae. The record is from RefSeq and is a predicted model, not a curated record.
AUGGUUGCAAAAAAUCACUCUCAUAUGAGCUGUAUUUCUUGGGAUCUACCUCCAGUAACUCCGAUUGCUAACGAAGUUAUUGAAAACUAUCAAUUGCAAGAUCGUGUAAAAACAAUUUGCGGUGAUUUUUUCAAGGACGAAUUUCCAAAAGCCGAUAUCAUAACAAUGGGAAACAUUUUACAUAUUUGGGAUGAAAAAACCAAGUUGAUGUUGUUUAAAAAAGCUUACGACGCUUUGCCAGAAGGUGGAGUUUUUAUUGCUAUCGAAAAUGUAAUAGAUGACGAACGAAAGAAGAAUGCUGGUGGUUUGUUAAUGAGUUUGAAUAUGUUAGUUGAAACUGGAGCUGGUUUUGACUACACAUUUGCUGAUUUUAAUAUAUGGUCUAAAGAAGUUGGAUUUAAAUCAACAUCGAUUAUUCCUCUUUCAGGGCCAACAAGUGCUGCAGUAGCUUUUAAAUAA